Oncorhynchus masou masou (cherry salmon) is the source of this 1219-nucleotide messenger RNA. RefSeq names its product protein phosphatase 1 regulatory subunit 35-like. The transcript is spliced from 6 exons. Gene Ontology annotation, molecular function: phosphatase binding. Lineage: Eukaryota; Metazoa; Chordata; Actinopteri; Salmoniformes; Salmonidae. The record is from RefSeq and is a predicted model, not a curated record. Gene Ontology annotation, cellular component: centriole. Gene Ontology annotation, biological process: positive regulation of cilium assembly; positive regulation of centriole elongation; negative regulation of phosphatase activity. The coding region runs from base 210 to 1064 and encodes 284 amino acids.
AGUGUGAUUGUUUUGUUCUGUAGAGGGUGUUAUGGCGGCGCCAGUGGAGGGAAUUUCAAAAGUGAGCAGAUCCUGCUAAAUAGAGUCAAUCUAACCUCAUGUAUUAACAGUGACAACUACAAGAAACGCGUGAGCUGUCAUUCGGGACGCUUCCUCAUAACAUAACAGAGCCGUCGCCCAAAGAUAAAGACUCAGACUGGUGACCUAAGAUGACCAGAGUAGGUCCCCUGCAGCAGCGUCCUCUAGCAGGGUGCAAUGACCCAGACAUCCGACUGGUCCCAAUGCCUGCCCCGGUGCCCCUGGUCCCCGCUAGCCUCCUGCGGUGCCCGGAACUGGACCUGUCUCUCCCCCUCAGCCCAGACCCGCCACGACCCAACCCAGCUAGCCUGCUGAGAGGACGCAGCCACCGGCAGGUGCGAUUUGCCUCCGAGGAGCCUGUGGUUGUCACGGUGAUAGCAGAGCCUAGCAAAGACCCUCCACCUUGGCAAUGCCCUGGACACUCCAGCAGUUACUCAAAGGGGAAAAGACUCCAUGGUGGAGAUCUGUGUUGGAGGGCAAGGUCAGCAACCAAUGAGGAGGCUCCGUGUGAGGAGAGGGGUGGCAGCCUCCCUGAAGGGGCGGAGUUAAAUACUACUCUGGCUCUGAGGGCUGAGCUAGAUAACGUGGCAGGGGCAGAGUUUAACUCCCAGAAGGCUGUGCAGGAGCAACUACAGAAGUCAGACAGAACCAAGAACAGCAUCAGCGCCCGGGCUACAGAGGGGGUGAACGUCCCUCCAUCCCAGCACCUCUACAGGGCAUUGGUCAGUGUGAAUGUGGAGGAGGAGGAGCUUAUCAGCCAGGCUCUACGUGACAGGCUUCAGCUGGUCUCGACCACAUGCAGCCAUGGCAACAAGAAAGAGGACAGUCCUGACCUGCAGGUUUUCUUCAGGGGGGAUCUGCUGAGAGAGAAGCCCCUCCUACCAGGGGAGGAGAUUACCAUCCCACGGCCCCAGCCCAUCCCACGCCCCGCAGACACAACCUUCGACCUCUACCACAGACACACAUGCUGGGAGGCUGGACCCUGACACACACACACUUACUCUGAACCUCUAGACUGAAAGGUCCUGUCCCAAAACUGAAGAAGAGCAUUAUCCCUUCUUUCCCUCCCUACCUCAUGUCAUUCUCAGAUAUAAAUAUUAUAUUUUAAACUAAUUGAAGAUAUUAAAGGAAUGAACCUGUA